CGGGCGAGCUAUGUUUCAGUCAUUUACGGGGAACUCCCGCCGUCCACGGCAGGUCAACCUUGGAGGCCGCAACACGAACCCUUUCGCCGCAUAUCCCUCCGGCAGACAGAAUCCUCACGGCGCAGGGCCUCAGAAUACGCUUGCAAUCGCCCAACAGGAACGGGCACUCAGACAACAGGAGAGAGAGCGAUUAGGGGCGAGCCGGACCAUACAACGGACAUGGAGGGGUUAUCGGAGCAGGAAGAUAACGCGCAGUGCGUGGCGGACCGAGUGGGAUGCCACGGAGACGCAGGCGACUGAGGGGCUUUUCUCCUUCGAAAGCCUUCUCAAGCAGCAAGAUGCGUUUCUCCAACGGCCUAACCGCUAUGGAACGGCCGCGGCUUGUUUGUCACAGCUGCGCUUGCUGGUGCAGUUCAUGGAACCGUGGAACAGUGAGGACGUCCUCCGGCUGGUGUACUUCUCGGGCGUCUUCCAGAAGACCUUGAAUGAAGUCCCGACGAUAGCGACCGAAGGAGAAUGGACGACGCCGUUGAAUCGACUGGCACGAUUGACCCUUCGUGUGCUCCGUACCGCGAACGCCGGCAGCAGCGUCGGGGUGGUCGCGGUCGGCCCCCUUCUCCAGCUGCUUAUCUUUCUUACGGGUCUCAUACCGAAGCAAAUAGCUCGCCUCGCCCAUGACUAUUACUCAGUCAUGAGGAUCUUGACAACAGACAGAAAGUCUCAGCUCUCCGGAGACAGCCUAAUCGAGUGUGUCCUGGCCGUGCUUAGGCCUAUCACUUCCGAAACCCUUACAGCUUAUGAGUGGUUUGCGAAGUCCUAUUUGACCAUUCCAAACCUUCCACAGUAUCUCGGUAGCUUGGAUAGCCUGGCCAACAGUAUCAACUAUAAGCUUCUGACUUCCGCUCUUAAUCCGCUGCAGUCGUAUCUUCGUGACCGUCAGCGCGAGGAUACAGAUUCUUGUCUCUGGAUGCUCGCUUACUUUAUUUACUUCCAUCGUUUUGUAUUGGGAAGCCAGGCCGGGCAGCAAGCCCCGGAUACUGGCUUCGUCAAGGUCGUAUCUGACAUGCUCAAUUCCACUGCAAUGCAUAUAUCACGACGGAUGGAACAGGAUGACCCUAAUGACCAUGAUGACGACUCCGAAAGAGCUCCCCUGCAUUCCUUCAUCAAGGAUCAACUCAUCAGCCUUGUCAAUCAAAGCAGCAUCACAGGCCUUCUUUCCCAACUCCAGUCCACACAGCUUUCACAAGGUCAGCUGGCGGAUUCUCAGUCGGAGGCAUCUCGAGAAGCAAAGAUACUUGCUACCUAUGCACUGACGUUGUUGCGGGUGUUCCCUCGGCGGGGUGACGAUAUCCGCAUGUGGCUCUAUCUAGGCUCAGCUACACCGGGUCAACAAUCGAUAGGCCAACAGGGCACCAAGAUCCCAGCCAUCAAGUACUUCUGGCAUGCAUCCAGGUCUAGCCGAAUCUUUACUGCCAUCAGUCAAGACUCAACCAAGGUGUUGCCUCUCUUGAAGCCUGUCGAGGACUCGAUGGAUUCCAGAUUUCGGGGAAUGUCCCAGACAGAGAGGGAUGAAGAAUGGACUAUCAUCCUUCUCUUCCUUGAACUCUAUACGUUUGUACUCAAGGUGAUGGAUGACGAAGAGUUUUUCUCCAACGAGUCGUCUUUCACUGCCUCCUCAAAUACCAGGGUGUCAUGGACCAAGGAGAGUGCAUUGCCAUUGACAGACAUCAAAGAGAUGACACUCUUCCUGAAAAAUCUGGGCUUUACACUGUACUGGAACUCAGCAGAUUUGAAUGAGCACGAAACAGUUCAGGGUACUGGUGGAAUUCGAAGCUACUUCAGCUCCUCCGCGCUACACUCUGAUCCUGUGGCUAGCGUCAAAGAGAUCGAGACCAAGAACAAGGAGAAAGGACUUCCUGGCGUUACGGGCAUUCCGCUUGACUAUUUCAAGGGUCUUGUCACAGGUCUAUUGAGGAUGAUUCACGAGCGAGAUUCGAGAAGGAAGUUUCUCCCUGAUGGGCACUGGUUGAUGACAAGCCGUUUCGACAUGGAGGGGUUCAUCCCCGCUGUUGUUGCGGAGGAGGAGAACCGACACCAACUUCAGGAUGAGGAUGACGAAGGACAGGGUGAUCUCACGCCUGAUGCUCUUCUUGAACCAUCCUUAGGACUUAUUGGCACCGGUCGUGCUCAGCAAGCACGUCGGAUCGAGGCUCUAAGGCGUCGUCAACAACAGGCUGCUCGCCGGAAGCAGCUGGAGGCAGUAGCACCGCGACUUGAAAUCCUAAGGAACAUGCCCUUCUUCAUUCCAUUCGCAACAAGAGUCCAGGUAUUCCGCGAGUUUAUAUACCGCGAUCAGAUCCGCCGGAGACACGGCUUUGUCGAUCCAGAUGCUUGGCGUAUGUCCGUGGCCGAAGCCACGAUGGGCCGCAUGAUUGACGGGCGCCCUGCUGCACAAGAUGUCCUAAGUCGGCACCAUGCGAAUAUCAGGCGCGAUAGUGUGUUCGAGGAUGCAUUCGAGGAGUUUUACGAACUGGGCGAGGGUCUUAAGGAGCCAAUCCAGAUCACUUUUAUUGACAAGUGGAACACUGCGGAAGCUGGGAUUGAUGGCGGUGGAGUCACCAAGGAAUUCCUGACCAGUGUGACCAGCGAAGCCUUCAAAUCCAGGAACGAGAUGAGUCUGUUUGAAGAGAACGACCAACACCUGCUCUAUCCCAACCCGACAGCGGUUGAGCAACGGAAAGAGCUACUGAGACAAGUAGGCUUCGUUGAAAACAGCCCAGAUUGGAACGAAAAAGUACGGGAGUUACUUAGACGAUAUGAAUUCCUUGGCCGGAUCAUUGGAAAGUGCAUGUAUGAAGGCAUCUUAGUUGAUGUCAACUUCGCGCCGUUCUUCUUGCUCAAAUGGGCAUUGACAGGAGGGGCAGGUUCAGCUCAGCGAGAAUCUGCUUAUCGUGCUAAUCUUAACGAUUUGAAGGAUCUGGACCAGGGGCUCUAUCAGGGCUUGCUUCAAUUGAAGAACUACCCGGGCGACGUGGAGGAUUUCUCUUUGAAUUUCACUAUUACCGAUACUAUACCUCUUCCUGGUUCUGGCAGUCGGACCAUCACUCGCGAUCUGAAAAGCCAGGGGUCCGACAUACCCGUCACGAACCAAAAUCGACUGGUAUACAUAUCCUACAUCGCUCGUUAUCGCCUCCAGGUCCAACCUGCACUGCAGACCAACGCUUUCCUACAGGGACUCGGACAGAUCAUACAGCCCUCAUGGCUGUCCAUGUUUAAUCAGACGGAGCUGCAGACUCUUGUGAGCGGUGACCGAGGGGACAUUGAUGUCGCAGACCUGAGACGUAACACGCUCUAUGGCGGAGUAUACACAAUCGGGGAUGACAACGAAGAGCAUCCUACGAUCAAGCUAUUCUGGGAAGUAAUGGAAAAGAUGACCAAUGAACAAAGACAGAACGUGCUUCGGUUUGUCACCUCCACUCCUCGGGCGCCUUUGUUGGGUUUCAGCCAUCUCAAUCCCCGCUUCAGCAUCCGUGACUCGAGUGAGGAUCAAGAGCGACUUCCUAGUACCAGCACCUGUGUCAAUCUCCUCAAGCUUCCACGGUACAGCAAUGCUGACGUAUUGCGAGAGAAACUUCUUUAUGCUGUCAACUCUGGAGCCGGCUUCGACUUGAGCUGAGUUUUGAGACUGUUUUUGUCAAUAGAGCUUUUGCACGCGUGUGUUUGGCGUGUGCCCAUUCGAACCUUUUUGUUUUUAGGUGGCAUAGCUAAGGCGUCAUGGUGACCUGUGUUUCAUUGUUCUUGUCGUUCUUCAUCUUUGUUGAUUGCGAAUUGCUCAUCCUGGACCCAUAUUGCACAUGAGAGAGAGAGAGAGAGAGUACGUAUGGAUGAUGAGUAUUUCCGGAACAGCUCUGGUCUAGUUCUAAGGUUCGGGGAUCAUAACAGCUAAGAAUCAUACUGUUCAUAAGUAUGGUACUCUAUCAUCAGUCUUCAUCAAUUCGUUUCACUGCCAGGCUGUAGUAUUUCAGGUGUCCAAGUUGACACCUG
Molecule: messenger RNA, 4044 nt
Organism: Aspergillus aculeatus ATCC 16872
Lineage: Eukaryota; Fungi; Ascomycota; Eurotiomycetes; Eurotiales; Aspergillaceae
Exons: 2
Coding region: 11-3676 (1221 amino acids)
Biological process (GO): protein polyubiquitination; ubiquitin-dependent protein catabolic process
Molecular function (GO): protein binding; ubiquitin protein ligase activity
Source: RefSeq, a predicted model, not a curated record